AUGGACCGGUGGCGAGAGCGUAUAGCCGAUAUGGAGAAAAGCGCGGCUUUGCUUUUCGAACUGUCGCUGGUCAGUUAUAUAGCAUACAGACAUGCAGAUUCCAUCAAACUGGUUGAUCCAACCCUCUCAAUGUCCUCCUGCAAACACUUGCACUGGCUUGAGCUCAUCGGAAGACAGCAUGACUGGACACUGCUGGACCCGGAUCGGCUGAAAUCGAUCGAAGACCUUCUGCCGGAUCCAACACGACAGACGCCCAUUCUUAUAGUCUUUUUCGGCAAGUCGCGAAAGGCUUCGGCUAUACAGACAGUCUUCCCCAAGAAUAAUCUGAGCAGGAGGGACAGUCAUGGUGUUGCCAAUUUGUUUGUCGACCACACAUCCGAGAACAGCGACAGCCCUUGGCUGAUCGCCGAUUGUACUUUAAAUGCCAGUCCAGCGAAUCAUUCUGGGGCGUAUGGCACUUGUCAUGACAAUCGACGACUAUUCAUCAAUUAUGGCGAAGCAGAGAACGGUAUCGAUCGAGCGACGGUUGUUGCACAUCUGCACAUCAAUCUAUUGACCCCACUGGCUCAUGUCAUAUGCCUUUUUGCAGAAGAUUUCGGCUGCAACAAGACGUGUUGUGAUUACCUUGGACAGUGGUUAUCUGUUCGAAAGCAGACAUCGAGCCAACGGCUCAUGGCGGCCCCUGAUCUGAUCGUGGUGACGGAGGACCCAUCGACCAUUGACGUUUUUAUUCAGCUUGAAUGCGAAACAGAGUUCAGCAGUGUCUUCGCAACAUUGACCGUUGUCACUGUGGACGCUUGCGCCCCAUCGAUCCUGACUGCCCAGAAACUGCAACGAAUCUUGCAAGAUACGGCUAAGGUGAGCGAGCAGAUCCGAUCUGAAGGUCACUUGCUCCUGACAGCCUGUCACAUGAGGCGCAUCUUCCAUCAUGGUGUCGGAAUAUUUGCUGCCAGCCCGAGCCGAGGAUUGGAUAUUCUCUCGUCUUCCGAUCACCCUGCUGCUAGUCUGUCGACACCAUUCAGCACACAUUUGAAAACGUUCGUCAGGCAAUCGCAGAGCCUCGGGUUGGAACAGACAGCGGUGAUUGGGCUGCUGGCGUCGGCCUUGUUGAACCAAGGGUACCCCGAACUUUUGCACCGAUUUGCCCCACAUCUGAUAUAUGGACGUUUUUUCGCCGCUAUAGUGUCGUCGUUGUCGAUAGCACAUGCGAAUGCUCAAUUUCACGAGAGUGUCAGGGAAGAAUUCGAGAGAUUGUUUUCACUGAUGACAUCGGAGAGAACGGCCGCGAUGAUCAGAACCAAUUAUUUGAAGAGAUAUUGGAGCCAACUUCGAAAACUCCACUCGACAACGACAUGCUGGCGGUGCAUGGUCCGGGCUCCGGAGCAUAUGUUACAUACGGGCCAUGGUCUCUGCAACUCAUGUGUGCUCGAAUCUAGCGUCGCAGCUAAGUGUGUCUAUGCGUAUCGCAUUCAGAGCUGUCCGGUCUGCGGGCACAGACAACCAGCCACAAUCUCGAUCAAGCCAUGGACGGUCGAGCCCAACGUGCUCGCCAUCGAUGGCGGAGGUAUCAAAGGCAUUGUGGCACUAGUCCUCUUGAAGAAGCUUACGGCAGUUCUCGGAUCGAACACUGAUGAGUACUUCCACUACAGUGCCGGUACCAGUGCAGGUGGCCUGGUUGUCCUCGACUACAUUGUCGGCGCAGCAACAAUCGAAUCGAGCAUCGAGCGUUUCAAAUGCCUUGCACGCCGAAUCUUCCCUCUCAAAAGCUACGGCAGAUUUCCACUCUUGUGGAAGUUAGUCGACUGGUUGAAGUGGCUCCUGACUGACAACAAAUAUGACUCAAGCAUAUUGGAAGAUGUUGUGCAAGAGGUUUUCGGAACUCGUGAACGCCUCUUCGGAGAUCGAGCUCAUCGCGAGCAAUCUCGCGUCGGUAUCAUGGCCACGACAGCUUCGAGCAGCCAACUGAGGAUAUUUACCAACUACAAUGGCGAGGCUCGCGCCGAACAAGGUAACGCUUACGCCAUCCUACGUAGUGAGAAGGCUACAGAAGAGCCCUUUCUGUGGGAAGUUGCUCGUUGCACCACUGCAGCACCGGGGUUUUUCCGCCCAAAGCAGCUGAAGUUUUUCGGGAGUUUACAAGAUGGCGGAAUGAGAGCGAACAACCCCUCGGCCGUGGCGAGAGUUGAGCUUCGUUACCUUUGGCCGCAGACCCCCAACCCGCACAUACUGGUCUCGAUAGGAAACGGCUACUCUAGACAAGAUCUGGCCGAUGUUGGGGCUGACCGCGGGUUGUUGCGAGACGGAUUUAUCUCACGAAUUCUCCGAGGUUUUAUGUCGUCGCCUUCUGUCGACGGCGACAGUGGGUGGCUAAACCUUCUCGACAAUUUGUCGGCCGAGGAAAGAACACGGCAUUUUCGAUUGAGUAUCCCGUUCGAUGGCGACCCUCCCGCGCUUGAUGAUGCUUCUUCGGUGUCGCGGCUAGAGGCGCAAGCCCUCGCUUACAAAGAGGACUACUCCGAGCUUGAGCAGACCGCUUCCAAUUAA
Molecule: messenger RNA, 2544 nt
Organism: Cyphellophora europaea CBS 101466
Lineage: Eukaryota; Fungi; Ascomycota; Eurotiomycetes; Chaetothyriales; Cyphellophoraceae
Exons: 6
Coding region: 1-2544 (847 amino acids)
Biological process (GO): arachidonate metabolic process
Cellular component (GO): membrane
Source: RefSeq, a predicted model, not a curated record